This is a messenger RNA of Saccostrea cuccullata (small rock oyster), 1535 nucleotides long. RefSeq lists its product as uncharacterized. Bases 66 to 1346 code for a protein of 426 amino acids. NCBI's taxonomy places the organism in Eukaryota, Metazoa, Mollusca, Bivalvia, Ostreida, Ostreidae. The transcript is spliced from 2 exons. The record is from RefSeq and is a predicted model, not a curated record.
CUUUUUCAGACUACCUGAAGUUUUGGAUAACCUCAAUCAAGACUUUUGGAGGCACUAAGGCACCCAUGUUCAUUAUUGUCACACACACAGAAAGAACAUCUACAGAAGAAAUAGAGAAUUACUUUGAAGACUUCUGGAAUGCUGUACCAGACGAGGACAGAGAUUGGUUAAGUGAGUCUCUGAAUGAUCGGGAAUAUGCAGUAGGUCUAGUUGAACUAAAUGAUGAAACAAAGACAAAGCUGGAUUCAAUUAAAAAGUCCAUAGUUGAACUUUUUACAGAAGAGACCAAUACAAAAAUUGAAAUACCUUCAUCAUGGGCUUUAAUGGAACAGUUAUUAUAUGAAGGAGGGUGGAAAGCUUUGUCCCUUGAUGAAAUUAGGAGGCUCAACUCAUCCCUCCCUGACGAAUACCAAAUUAAAAGUGAUGAGGAAAUGUCUAGGUUUCUGAAGUGUUUCCAUGACAAUGGCAUUCUUUUGUAUUUUCAAGAUGAGAAAUUGAGGGAACAUGCAGUACUAGACAUUCAGUGGUUUGCUAAAGCUUUCAGUAAGAUUAUUGCUGAUAAAAACCACAUCAACAAAGACUGCAAAACAAGAUUAAUCAAAGAAUGGAAAUCCUUUAACAAAACAGGGGAACUUAAAGAUAAAGUGGUAAAUGCGCUAUGGAAAGAUGAACCCUUAUAUUUGACACACAAAAGUGAAAUUAUGUCUUACAUGGAGAAGCUUCAAAUGCUGGUACCUUUGGAGUCCUCUGGGGCUGUAUCAGAAGGUGACAUGUCAUGGUAUGUUCCGUGCAUGAACAAAAAGCAGUUUAAAGCUUACUUUAGUGAAGAUAAAUGGGAAUGCUCCUCCAUUUUGUGCUAUCGGUUCACAUCUUUUGCCAUGUUUGUGUUCUACAGACUGGUAGCAUAUUGCAUGGGGUUUCUAAGAUGGAAUGUUUCAAAUGAUGGAGAUCAUGAAGGAAGUUUAUGUCUUUAUCAAACAGCAGUAGUGUUUGAUCACAAUGAACACACUGUUGUUGUUGGCAUAUGUAAUGAUGAAAUUCAAAUGCAAGUGCUGCAAAUCAAACCAUUGGCUAUAAAUAAAAAAGUAUCAAUUGAAAUCGGAGGUUUCCUUGAAAAUGCCAUAGAAGAAUUGACAGAAACUUUUAUUGGCACAAACAUUUUCCAUAAAGGAUUCAAAUGCCAAAACAACAUUUGUAAUGAGAAUGAUCUAUCUUUCACUCUUGAAAGCGAGCUCUCCAAAAUCAAAUCUGAAGAAAUGCAGUGCAAGUGUCAACUUCUGGAAAGACAUGUGAUAAAUGUUCAAAGGACUCUGGGUUUCUGGGAAAAGGUAAUUACAUUUGUAUAAUAUAUCAUUACAAACCCGGUCCCAGCAAAAAAGUCGAAUUGGUUGAAUAAUGUCAACGUGUACGUGCCAGUGUACGUGCCAAUUUUUUUCUGCACAAUUAAAUAUACAGAACUACAUGUGACAAAAAUAUAUAGAUAUCCAAAUCGAUAUCACUUCUGAACUGAAAAUAACACCAUGAUUUGAUUACAU